AUGACAUUUUUGACGAAUCGUUUUUAUUCGUUAAUCGGUUUUGAAAUUCAUGUUAAACUUGCAACAAAAUCAAAGAUAUUUUCGAAAGCAUCCGCUUUGCCUGCUCGUCCUACAAAUACUCAGGUAUCAUUAUUGGAUAUGUCAGUGCCGGGUUCAUUACCAUAUUUAAAUCGUUCGUGUUUAGAAGCCGGGAUACGUAUGGCUUUUGGUUUACAUUGUUCAAUAAAUAAAUCUUCAUUCCUUGAACGUAAACAUUAUUUCUAUCCCGAUUCACCAUCGGGCUAUCAAAUUACUCAGCAGCGUAAACCUUACGCAUUUAAUGGUUUUCUUGAAUAUCCGUUGAUAGCAAAACGUGAUCGAUUACAAGCAAAAUAUGUCCCAGACAAAAAAGAAAUUAUUAAAAAAUGUCGUAUUGAUCGAAUUCAAUUAGAACAUGAUACAGGACGCAGUAUUCACGAUGAGCAUGAUCAACGUACAUUAAUCGAUUUAAAUCGUUCGGGUACCGGUCUUCUUGAAAUUGUUACACAUCCCGAUAUUCGUACAAGUGUUGAAGGUGAAUCGUUUUUAAGAGAAUUAAAUCGUUUAUUGAUUGCAUACAAUAUAUGUGAACAAAGUGGAUUAGAAACACCAGUGAGAGUCGAUGCUAAUGUAUCGGUGCAUGAAAAGAAUACGAAACCAACUGGAUUUCGUGUAGAAAUUAAAAAUAUUUCAAGCUUUGUUGAUGUAAAAAAUGCUGUUGAUUUUGAAUUGAAACGUCAAGAACGAAUGUUGUUAAAUGCACAACCACUUUGUUCCGAAACACGUACAUACGAUUCAAAUAAACGACAAACAAUACAUAUAAGACGAAAAGAAGAAAAAAUCGACUAUUGUUUUAUGCCCGAACCAAAUUUGCCACCAUUAUAUCUAUACGAUGAUAAUGACAUAAUGCCGACAAAUAACCCAAAUUAUAUUAAUAUUGAUGAAAUACAUCGUCAAUUACCUUUGUCACCGUUUAAACAGCGAGAACAAAUGCAAAUAAAAUAUAAAGAUUUUUUAACAACAGAGCAUAUUUUCGAUCUACUUCGUUAUGAAAUGAUGGACUAUUUUAAUGAACUAAUGGCACUAGUCGAACCCUCAGAUAUCAAUCGUCAACAUCUUAUACUCGAAGUACUAUUAGAUGAUGUUAAACGAAUGACAUGGGGUGGAGAGAAGAUGAAUAAAUUUGUAAAAAUCAUUAAACCCGAAUUAUUCUUGCAUAUAAUUGAUUAUUUAGAACGACGUAUUAUUACACGAUUUUCCUUAUAUGAAAUUCUUUUGAUUUCAUAUAAAAAUAAACAGCCAGAUAAAUCAUUGGAGCAAAUAUUAAAUGAUAAUAAUUUAGUUGGUAUAGUAGAUAAUGAAAAACUAGUACCAAUGUGUCAACAGGUUAUUGAUGAUAAUCCAAAACUUGCAGAAAAGUAUAAAACAAAUCCCAAAAAAGCUAUAGAACAAUUGAGAUUAGCAAUAUGUAAACAAUAUCCUGGACGCAUACAUAACGAUCUAGUCAUUGAUAUAUUCACAGAUAUUUUAAAUAAACAAAGUUCGUAA
Molecule: messenger RNA, 1566 nt
Organism: Didymodactylos carnosus
Lineage: Eukaryota; Metazoa; Rotifera; Eurotatoria; Philodinida; Philodinidae
Source: the annotation of a GenBank genome assembly